AUGUCGCUACCUUCCCUUCACCCAGCGCGUACGCACGCCCUCUCUUCCCGCCCAUACAUUGUGGACAUUAUCCCGACCUCUUCGUUCCUGGCUCUCCGCCACCCCGAGCCGGAGAUCACCCUCGCCGACCGGAAGACGCUUCAAGGCGUAGCCACUUUGUCAGGUGCCCACACUGCUCCCGUAACGGCAGUAUGUGCCGACUCGAGCAUAUGGAGCGCGGGAAAGGAUGCAAAGAUUGUGCGGUGGGACGAGCGGACACAGCGGCCAGUGGCCGAGAUCAAGGCGCAUAUCCGUAAACCGCUGCCCGUCACCGCGCUCGCCGUCAGUGAAGCUGACAACCUCGUGGUUGGCGGGACGGAGGUUAUCUCGUCCGAGGCACACAUCCUCUUCUGGGACCCGAGAAACCCGUCGGAACCGGCAUAUAGGCAUUCGUCGACUCACAGUGACGAGAUCACGCACCUCUCGCUCCUAUCCUCGUCAUUCUCAGCACCCAAUGUCCCGGCUAAACUGCUGCUUAGCGGGAGCGUGGACGGAUGUGUCGCACUCUCGAACGCUGCUGAACACGACGAGGACGAGGCGGUCCAGGCCGAGGAGAACUGGAACGCCUCGAUCGCCGGUGCGGGGGCAUACGCGUGGUCCGGCGGCAUGCGGGUGUGGGCACGCAGUGACAUGGACACACUUGCGGGGUGGGAUGUGCGUGUCGGUGCGGACGGCCUCGAGUUAGGGACGCUCGAAGAGGUGCCGAGCUCGCAGUUCAAGGCGCGCUCUCUGGCGGGUCCGUCGGGGCCGCUCAGCACAGAGUACCUCGUCACAGCGGCUCCAAGCCUCGGCGUCGGGCGGACUGGUGCACCGGUCGUUGCGGCAGGUACGAAUGACGGUGCGGUUGUGCUCGAGUACAACGCUGGCGAUGGGUACGGGCCUAGCGCGUUCUUGCUCCCAGGUGGAGGCGCGCACGCCGACGUCGUGCGCUGCAUGUACCAUGCACCGGCGGACCAGGCACUGUACACGGGCUCAGAGGACGGUGUGCUCGCUGGCUGGGGGAUUGGUGACGUCGCCCUGCGGACUGGGGCUGACGGUGAGGGGGAAGAGGCGGAGAUGGAGGUCGACGGUGGCGAGCGGCGGGAUACCCGCGAGGAGCGGCGGAGCAAGAAGGAGAAGAGGCAGAAGAAGCGACCCGCGCCGUACUAG
This is a messenger RNA of Cutaneotrichosporon cavernicola, 1188 nucleotides long. RefSeq lists its product as uncharacterized. Lineage: Eukaryota; Fungi; Basidiomycota; Tremellomycetes; Trichosporonales; Trichosporonaceae. Bases 1 to 1188 code for a protein of 395 amino acids. Gene Ontology annotation, molecular function: protein binding. The transcript is spliced from 3 exons. The record is from RefSeq and is a predicted model, not a curated record.